AUGACAGGAAGGAGGGAAGAGCUUAGGGAGUUUUGGUCCCUUAAGGGUGGUAGAUGUGUUAAAUAUGGAAACAACUCAUACGACAUGAUCAAAGGGUAUGGGAUGAUCACCAACGGAGAAUUCUCAAUAAGAAAAGUAGACUACAUGGAAGGACUACAACACAACCUCAUCAGUGUUUCUCAACUAGUCGUGGGAAUCGGUUUGAAAGUAUCAUUUGAUGAUGAGGGCUCAGAGAUAAUUGAAAAGCGAACGAAGAAAAUUCUGUUGAAAUCUGAGCGCAAAGGGGAAAUGUAUCUUCUAAAUCUCAACCCGAUAAAAGGAAAGCCAACAAUAUGCUUGCUGUCGAAGAAAUCUGAGGCGACUCCCAAGCUGAUGGUUUUUAUCAAGCAGGUGGAGUUGCAGCUGCGAAAGGUGGUCAGAAACAUAAGAAGCGAUAACGGUCUGGAGUUCAAAAAUAAAGACUUUGAAGAGUUUCUGGAUGAAAAGGGAGUAACUCAUAACUUCUCUUCUCCUUAUACUCCACCACAGAAUGGGAUAGUUGAAAGGCGAAACCGUUCACAGUGUGAAGCUGCACGAACCAUGCUGAGUUUCGCUUCUCUUCCAUUAUACUUCUGGGCAGAUGCUAUAGUCGCUGCUUGUUACACUCAGAAUCGGUCCUUCCUUAACAAGCGAUUUUCCAUCACUCCAUACACGAUUUUGAACAAUUGCAAGCCAAAUGUAAAGUUUUUCCACGUGUUCGGUUUAAGAUGCUUCAUAUUCAACUCCAAAGAGAACCGAAACAAAUUUGAUGAGUACAUGCUGCUCUUUGAUGAACCAGAGAGGGCGAUCCAUUCAGAAGCGAAAGCAACAGAUAACGAAAUCUAUUCAUUGAAGAAAAUUAUUGAUGAAGCUGCCAAAUACAUGGAAAGCGAACCUCAACAACCAACCAAGAAGAAAACACAAAGCGAACCUACUGUAGCAAGUGAUCAAGCAGCUGCUAAUGACCCUCCAAAAGAAAGCACUACAAUCCAGGGGGAGGGUUCGUCUACACCAAAAACUACCAACAUACCUUUCUAG
Molecule: messenger RNA, 1056 nt
Organism: Lactuca sativa (garden lettuce)
Lineage: Eukaryota; Viridiplantae; Streptophyta; Magnoliopsida; Asterales; Asteraceae
Source: RefSeq, a predicted model, not a curated record